This is a messenger RNA of Haliaeetus leucocephalus (bald eagle), 709 nucleotides long. It is a transcript of the gene NDUFB3, whose product is annotated as NADH dehydrogenase (ubiquinone) 1 beta subcomplex, 3, 12kDa. Gene Ontology annotation, cellular component: mitochondrion. The record is from RefSeq and is a predicted model, not a curated record. Gene Ontology annotation, biological process: mitochondrial respiratory chain complex I assembly; electron transport chain. Bases 303 to 599 code for a protein of 98 amino acids. The transcript has 3 exons. NCBI's taxonomy places the organism in Eukaryota, Metazoa, Chordata, Aves, Accipitriformes, Accipitridae.
CGGCUGGUGCUGCAGUGCAGCCCUCUGGCCGCGGCGUGUGGGCGCUGGUGUGUGUUCAUGUGCGCAUAAACCCCUUUCUUGUAGAAAGGCAAAUACUGGUCGGAGAGAGGUCUUGGGGUUUUAUGGCAAGGACAUAGACUGGGGAGGCUUUUCGGGUAAUGACAGCAUGAGAGCUCUUCUUCAGGUUUCCUUCUGCAAGAGAAUCCUCUUUGCUUGCUUCCACAGUUUGGGGUCUGCAAGAGUUACAGGCUUCGAAGCUGUGUUCUUGGCACCAUUGCAUCCCAGUCAAUUCUCCUAAAAGUAUGGGGCAUGGAAAUGAACACAGCCAUGGCCAUGGCAAAAUGGAACUCCCCGACUACAGGCAAUGGAAGAUAGAGGGUACUCCACUAGAGAAGGUCCAGGAAAGGCUAGCUAAACGGGGUCUUAGAGAUCCGUGGGCUCGCAAUGAAGCCUGGAGAUAUAUGGGUGGCUUUGCAAAACCUGUCACCUUAACAGAAGUCUUUACUAGGGGACUCAAGUGGGGAUUUGCAGCUUUCGUCAUAGCUCUUGGCAUUGAAUAUACACUGUUUCCUCCAAAGAAGAAUGGUGGCCAUCACUGAAGAUCAAAUAUGACAACUUAAUACUUCCUAAUUACUAAGCUGAAACAUACAUAAGCCUGCUGCUCACUCUGUACUUACAAUAUGUGUAUUAAAGUCUAUCACAGGCAAAA